AUGAGUGGGCUAUCACGUCUGGAAUCUCUCCCGCAAGAGUUAAUCUCUCAUAUAUGCCGGAAAGUAAUCGGCCAUCUGAACGACCACAUCGGUGAUCUGGUUCGAAUCAGAGGAGACACACAAUAUGACACUCCGUCUUUGGCUUCUCUCUGCCGCACAUCAACCCGGCUCAGGGAUAUUGCGACGCCUGUGCUUUAUUCUCGCUUCACGACACUCAGAGGGGCUGAGACAGCUAUGCGUUUCCUGGCGACCAUUUCCCUACGCCCUGACCUGGCCCAAUAUGUAGAAAAGCUUGAUCUCUGUCAGGGGACCUCUAUGGAGGAGAUUAUCUCGCAACGACUAUUCGAAACCACUCGAGUGGACGGAAACAUGACUAUGGCGGAGUGGUUGAUACUCAGCAGGGCAGCAGCUUACUUGGGCCUCGAUUACAUAUACCCUCCCAUUGAUCUAGGGGAGUUCGCCACUAUUGUGCAAUUGAUACUUGCUUACACGCCCUCGGUGAAAAGCGUCCACAUUGCCACAAUGCUGUCGGGUACUGUGUAUGACAAAUGGGGCUACACAAUACUCCAAUCGUUGGCUGAUCAGAGACCAAGAAGGGUAUCGCUGGCCCAUCUCAGAUACCUCUAUUUGGAACAUGUAAAGGACAUGAAUUUUGGAGGCAGUUUCUGUCUUCAAUACUUUGCGGCGAUAUUUGAACUCGCCCCGUCCAUAGAGACUCUUCAUAUGAAUCCCUGUUCUGGAAUUAAUCUGCUUGAGCAGGUUGCGAGACCUCGAAUCUCAUUAGCAAACGUCACAACUCUGUCUCUCAAUCAAGGAGACACCCCGACCAAUGCAGUGAGGUGGAUGGUUGGCGAUUGUGCACAACUGCAACAUUUCCGAUACUUUGGUUCAGAGUUCCCGGCCAUGGACGGCGUGACCCCCAGGGAGAUAAUCCAGAUCUUACAACUUCAUAAAGACAACCUCAUCAGUCUUUCUAUCCUACUGAAAGCAAGAACAUGGAGUGAAUUCAAUUUGAGUACAUGCAUGCCCCUCUUUGCGGAUGGUGAGCAGAUUGUGUCUCUCAAAGAUUUCUCAAAGCUCGAAGUCUUUUAG
Molecule: messenger RNA, 1092 nt
Organism: Trichoderma aggressivum f. europaeum
Lineage: Eukaryota; Fungi; Ascomycota; Sordariomycetes; Hypocreales; Hypocreaceae
Exons: 1
Coding region: 1-1092 (363 amino acids)
Source: RefSeq, a predicted model, not a curated record